CCCAAAUGCACAACAAAUUGUCGCACCUCAUCGCCAUUCGCUCCUCCCUUAUCUCCUCUCCUUCCUCCUCCUUUCCACCUCACCACCCUUUUCUUCCACUCACUCCACUCUCUUUCUCUUUGUGAAUUCCCUUCAAUCCAUUUCAUUAAGAUCUCACUUUCCUUCCUUCUUUCUUUGCUUUCCUUCCUUUGAUUUGGGUAUUGGGUUGUUUGUUUCUCUUGUGUGUAUGGAAUGACGGACUAUCGGAUAUCAUCCACGAUGAAUCUGUGGACGGACGAUAACGCAUCGGUCAUGGAAGCCUUCAUGAACUCUGAUCUCGCCGCUCUUUGGCCGCCGCCGCAAUCCGCCGCUUCUACUUCCACUCCUGCGCCACCCAACGCCGACGCCAGUAGGACCCUUAUCAACCAAUCUCAGCAGCUUUUUAAUCAGGAAACCCUCCAGCAGCGUCUCCAGACCUUGAUCGAGGGAGCCAGGGAGAGCUGGACCUACGCCAUCUUCUGGCAAUCGUCGUAUGAUUACUCGGGUGCGUCGGUGUUGGGGUGGGGUGAUGGGUACUAUAAAGGAGAGGAGGAUAAGGGUAAAGGCAAAUCUAAAGGUUCUAGCUCUUCAGUUGCAGAGCAGGAGCACCGAAAGAAGGUGCUACGGGAGCUCAAUUCGCUGAUCUCAGGUCCCACUGCCGUCACCGACGAUGCUGUUGAUGAAGAAGUCACUGAUACCGAGUGGUUCUUUCUCGUUUCCAUGACUCAGUCAUUUGUUAAUGGAAGUGGGUUGCCGGGUCAAGCCUUUUUUAAUGGGAAUCCGGUCUGGGUGGCUGGACCUGACCGGCUUUCUGCGUCGCCGUGCGACCGCGCCAGGCAGGGUCAAGUUUUCGGCUUGCAGACCUUGGUGUGUAUCCCAUCAGCGAAUGGAGUUGUAGAGCUUGGUUCAACUGAGGUGAUUUAUCAGAGCUCGGAUCUGAUGAACAAGGUUAGGGUUUUGUUUAAUUUCAAUAGUUUGGAGGUGGGUUCAUGGCCGAUGGGAACGAAUCCUGACCAGGGUGAGAAUGAUCCAUCCUCGAUGUGGAUCAGUGAUCCAUCGCAGAGUGGGAUUGAAAUGAAGGAUGGAAAUAGCACAGUUCCAUCAUCAGGUGGCACCACAACUGCAAAUAAUAGCAACAAUAAUAACCAUAAUGGCUCGAAAGGGAUUCAAUUUGGGAAUCCCAAUUCGAGUAGCGUGACUGAAAACCCUAGUGGAAUUCAAUUGCAGAAUCAUCAACAGGGUAACCAGCAGCAACAGCAGAUGACACAGACACAGACACAGACACAGACACAGAGCUUUUUUACUCGUGAGUUGAACUUUGGGGAAUAUAGUGCUUUUGAUGGUAGUAGUGCUAGGAAUGGGAAUUCCAAUCUGUUGAAGCCAGAAUCAGGGGAAAUUUUGAAUUUUGGGGAGAGUAAGAGGAGUUCUUGUAGUGCAAAUGGAAAUUUCUUUUCAGGUCAUUCACAGUUUGCAGUGGAGGAGAAUAACAAGAAGAAAAGAUCCCCAAAUUCAAGGGGGAGCAAUGAAGAAGGGAUGCUUUCCUUUACUUCUGGGGUUAUCUUGCCUUCUUCUGGUGUGGUGAAAUCAAGUGGUGGUACGGGGGAUUCAGACCACUCUGAUCUUGAAGCCUCUGUUGUUAGACAAACGGAGACUAGCAAAGUUGUGGAACCUGAAAAGAAGCCACGGAAACGGGGAAGGAAACCAGCCAACGGAAGAGAAGAACCACUGAAUCAUGUUGAAGCAGAGAGACAGAGAAGAGAGAAACUUAACCAGAGGUUCUAUUCCCUGCGAGCUGUAGUUCCCAAUGUGUCAAAGAUGGAUAAAGCUUCGCUUCUUGGAGAUGCCAUAGCUUAUAUCAAGGAGCUUAGAUCAAAGCUGCAAGCUUCAGAGUCUGAUAAGGAGGAGUUGGAGAAGCAAGUGGAAUCAAUGAAGAAAGAGUUUGCUAGCAAAGAUACACGCCAAGAGCCACCUCCUCGUGAUCAAGAACUCAAGAUGUCAAAUACCCAGGGAAGCAAACCGAUAGAAGUAGAUGUAGAUGUGAAGAUAAUCGGAUGGGAUGCAAUGAUAAGAAUCCAAUGUAGCAAAAAGAAUCACCCAGCAGCUAGGUUAAUGGCAGCUUUGAAAGAGUUGGACCUUGAUGUUCACCAUGCCAGUGUGUCGGUUGUGAAUGAUUUGAUGAUCCAGCAAGCCACGGUGAAGAUGGGUAGUCGAUUUUACACACAGGAGCAGCUCAGGGUAGCCUUAUCAACCAAAGUUGGUGACACCUGAUAUGGUCUGAAACCAGAUCAAGAACUUGCUUUUAGCCAUUGGUAUAGAGCUUGUUAAGCUUAUUAUAUUAUAUAGGCCUUGAAUUAAUUUCCUAAUGGUGUUAGGUUUCUGGGACAUUUUAAGGCUCCUGACGGCACAAUCUCUGUAAAAUAGUAUUGUUGCUACUCAUUUCUUGGUAGUUUGUUCUAGUAUCAUAUGAGUUUGAGCCGAUUUUAAUGGAGGAGCUGAACUGAGAAGAGUUGUGUAGCUCUGUGAGCUCCAAUCAAGUGAAGAUAGCUUUUUCUUUUUCUUUUUAUGUUGAUUUUCCUGUCUGUCCUUGAUGUAUAUACUUUAUAAAUUGGAACCUCAUGGGUUUUGUGCAAUC
Molecule: messenger RNA, 2650 nt
Organism: Manihot esculenta (cassava)
Lineage: Eukaryota; Viridiplantae; Streptophyta; Magnoliopsida; Malpighiales; Euphorbiaceae
Product: transcription factor MYC2
Exons: 1
Coding region: 232-2286 (684 amino acids)
Biological process (GO): regulation of DNA-templated transcription
Cellular component (GO): nucleus
Molecular function (GO): protein dimerization activity; transcription cis-regulatory region binding; DNA-binding transcription factor activity
Source: RefSeq, a predicted model, not a curated record